AUGCGCCUUCAGGGAUCUCUAGUUAUUGAAUUUAAGAACGACGAUGAGACAUGCACAGAUGAGGAUGUAGACGAUAGUGAGAGUGAUUGUGAUGAUGUAAUAGUCACGGAAGACUUUGACGAGGAGGAAUCUGUGCUGUUACUAGAUUCAGCAGUCAGUAAUUGGGCGUUGUUGUUUGUGGACAAUUACAAUGUGCAAGACCACAUUGCUAAAUGCAAGCGAUUAUAUAAGUGA
Messenger RNA from Paraglomus occultum, 234 nucleotides. NCBI's taxonomy places the organism in Eukaryota, Fungi, Glomeromycota, Glomeromycetes, Paraglomerales, Paraglomeraceae. The record is from the annotation of a GenBank genome assembly.